AUGCCCGGAUAUGACCCAGUUCGCGACGCCGGCGGCUCAGACCGAUCCUCUUCACCUCCAAACUACCACUCUGAUCACGGCUCUCGGCCGUCCCCGUCCUCAUCAACUUUCGCACAUCGCGCCUCAGCUUUCCACGAAGACCCAUCAUCUCCCAGACGAAGUGUUUCUGACCACAGUCUCAGAAGGCGCAGUGACGCCGACCCUAUCCACGGUCGUCAAAGCAUGAACGACGGCGUCGCCGAUACAUCUAUCGUUUCGCCUCGUUCAUCUACCACUACCUUUCCACAACAUUCACGCGACUACAUACGCUAUGGCGAUCAAGAACUUGCAGCAGCGCAUCGAUACGAGCACAGUCCUCGCAAUUCAUUGCAUUCCGAGACAUCUGUGCGGCCGGCGCGACGUAGCGCAUCGAUUGCCGACCUGAUCGCGGCCAGUGAAAUGUCGGAAGCAGAGCACGACAACCAUCGUGAAGCGCAUCGCGACUCUGCCCGCUACUAUGAGGAACAGAUCGCAGAUCGCAGUAUGAGCAGAUCGAGCAGUGCUUCUGGUGGCUUUCAGGGUGCUUUGCCGCACAGUUCGUCUCAUCCGCGGAUCCCACAAUCGCUUCCUUAUCAGUUUGGUCGAUCCGAACGCAGUCCGAGUAUGGCGCAUUUACUCAAUGAUGGUACAGCAGGUGCUAUCUCCGACCGACCAAGGUCCAGCUCGCAUUCAUCCAUCUCUUCGCAUGUUUCGCACCAACCACCGCAACAGUAUCCUACCCAAAUGUCUCCGCUCGGCCAUCCUCCGGCUUAUGCAGCCUCUCUUUCAGCGUCACAUGUUCGCGAUCGCUCUUCGACCAGCAAUCCCGCCGUCGCUGGGAGCUCUAGCCUGAAUCGAGGCAACUCUCCCACAUACGCCGUUGGGCCCCAGCAACCAAGUCUGUCCACACUGAAUCGAGGUGGAUCCAGUCCUGGUCUCGGCCCGGCGCAUGUACCGCAGCCUACCGAAAGGGCUCGCUACGCCACGCAGUCAGUCUCUGCUAGCUACGGUCCUCCGUCUCGCUCGGCAUCCGCCUCAUAUGCACAUCCGAGCGCCUCGUCGAGCCCAGCGUCGCAUCCACCCAUUCACUUGCAGCCGUCACCGUCACACCGUUUCGCUGUACCCGAGGUGCCCUUCACUCGAUCGCCUGAGCAUAAACGUGUGCCCUUGCCGCCAUCCCCCUCAUCAAUGCACAGUGUCCAUCCAAGGUUGUCAAUGUCUCACGUUUCAGCGUCGUCCUGGAAUGGUGACGAAUACGAUGUACCUUCACAAGCAGGCAUGCCACCACCACAGGUCCAAGCUUCGCCUCGCAGAGGCAGUCUGGCCGGCCUAGCUCAUCAGGGACAGCGCUAUGUGCAAGCCGCUCCUGGUCACAGCAUCCCCCCGACCCCAGGCAGCCUGGCAUCUCACAGCGGCUAUCCUGUCACUCCGGGUGCUCGAUCUGUGCCGUCACACACGCCCGGCACAGUCCACGGUCAUACAGGAGGCGACGGAUACGAGGAGAGCAAUUACUUUCCGCGCAUGGAUGACCAUGCUUUAAGGGGCUUUGACCGACUGCGAGAAAGGUCAAGCAGCCUGACAAGCCCGACUCUACGCCAGUAUGAGCAAUUGCGCCGUGGUAGUGUAGAGUAUGAUUCUAACAUUGAUCAUCCUUUUGGCCAGGGCGACGUUCGCAACCCCAUCCGUACGCCCGGAUCAGCCAUAGCGGAGGAAUCGAUUCUUUCAAAUAUGCAUGCGCCUUCGGCUCUACCGCCGACUGCGGUGUCUCCCUCUUUCGGUCCGCAGCUAUACAAUUCGGAGCUAGGCGAAGAUAAGAAUUCUGUCGCUCUGAAUGGACGUAGAAUCAGUAACGAAGGUGCCUAUGAUGUCGAAGCCAGUCAUGCUCACCAAACGGAAGAACGAUACUCCUCCUCGUACGACUCACGGGAGGAUACGUAUCAUGGAUCGCGGCGCCCCCAUUCUGUUGAUCCAGGCAGGCGUUACUCUGUUAGCCACGACGCAAACGAUGUCAGUCCAGCGAUAUCGUCCCCCCUGCGGCGAGGCGGCACUGGUAGCUCUGGUCCGACCCCCGAUGGGACGUCGGCACAGCAGCAGGACCAGAAGAGGCCACGACGUACGUCGGCCACCUCGAACACAUCCAACCAGCAUGCGAAGACGACCGAGACUUCAAAUGCACCCCAAACCGAGAUCGUGACUGAAGCGACCCAAGUCGACAGCAACGACGACCAAGAGACUGCUGACGCAGUUGCUCCGCUUCCCCGCUACGCGCCGACAAAUCGAGUGUCGAGGCCUGGACAGGUAAUGCGUCCCAUCGGGAUGGAAGAGAUCAACCGCAAGCGUGCGGAGUGCCGUAAUCCGCUACGCCGCGAAUGGGAACAGCUGCACCAAUCAGAUAGCCGAGAAGCACUGGACGAGAUCUUGCGCGACUUCCACACCAGACUCGCUUCGCAAAAAGACGCUAUAGCAAGCUCCAACGGCCAUGAAGAACCGUGUUUAGAUGCGAAGAAGCGCCCCCUAGGAGACUCGCUCGAAGAUGCUGAAGAGGUGGCGGAUCACUAUAACAAGCGACGAGAAGUGGGGAUCCACGGCCGAGAAGAGUCGCCCAUCAUCCCGCUGCGCAAGUUCAACAACUGGAUCAAGUCUGUGCUCGUGGGCUUGUUUGCGCGCGGACGCGACCCAUCGUUGGAUGGACGAAUGCGAGCGCGCGGGGGACGAAUCUUGGAUCUCGGUUGCGGCAAGGGAGGCGAUCUGAAGAAAUGGGAAAAAGUGCGCCCUAGCGGUCUGGUGGGCGCCGACAUUGCGGCCGUUUCGAUUGAACAGGCAAUCGCACGACAUCGCGACAACAACAAUGGAUAUCCGGGCGACUUUUUCGCAUUCGACUGCUUUUCGAUGGCACUGAGCCAAGUGAUACCACGUGCGCUGCUGGAGCCCAUGUUCGACAACGUGACGCUGCAAUUUUGUAUGCAUUAUGCGUGGGAGAGCGCAGAGAAGGCGAGGAUGAUGCUGGACAACGUAGCGCGCUACCUGCGCAAAGGAGGUGUGUUCAUCGGCACGAUCCCUGACAGCCGCGAGCUUCGCGAUAGAAUGGCUGCAAGGGCCAAUCCAGGAGACCGCUCGUUCGGCAAUCGAUACUACAAGGUCGUCUUUGACCAAAUUGAGCGGUGGCCCAAGUUUGGCAACCGAUACACAUUUUUCCUGGAGGACGCGGUGGAAAACGUGCCCGAAUACGUGGUCGAUUUCGACGUGUUCGAAGAUCUGGCACACGAGUUUGGACUGCGGUGUAUUUAUCGGAAGAACUUUUCCAAGAUCUAUUACGAGGAAUCGCGGCACAGCGAGCACGGCAAGCUGCUCGAAAAGAUGAGGGUGGUGGAUAGACACGGCACUUUGAGUCUCGACGAAGAGAUGUGGCAAGCCGCUACACUUUAUUUGGGAUUCGCAUUUGAAAAGAUGUGA
This is a messenger RNA of Mycosarcoma maydis (corn smut), 3471 nucleotides long. Its product is annotated as mRNA (guanine-N7)-methyltransferase. Gene Ontology annotation, molecular function: mRNA 5'-cap (guanine-N7-)-methyltransferase activity. The transcript has a single exon. NCBI's taxonomy places the organism in Eukaryota, Fungi, Basidiomycota, Ustilaginomycetes, Ustilaginales. Gene Ontology annotation, biological process: 7-methylguanosine mRNA capping. The record is from RefSeq and is a predicted model, not a curated record. The coding region runs from base 1 to 3471 and encodes 1156 amino acids. Gene Ontology annotation, cellular component: nucleus.